GGCUCAACGAUGCUGUGAGACCAUGACUCCAAGACUGUAGUGUGGAUCAAUCUCCUCUGCGUGGCCUCACAGCUUACGGAGAUCUGCUCACCCUCUCUCUCACGCGAGGCGAGGGACGUGGUGUGGAGGAGGUGCAGCUCACUCACAUUCCCGGCAUCACCGCUCUCCUCUUUCCGGCCGACCCUCUGACUCGUACGACCACUACACCCUUCAUCCAGCAUGUCCUCAAACGCACUACCACCCCUCCCAGAGUACACGACGGGCCACUGUGCCUGCAAACGCACGCAAUAUCGAGUACAGCUCACCAAUCUACAGGAAGACCUCCGUCUGACCGCCUACUGCCAUUGUACCUCGUGUCAGAGACUCAAUGGUGCGCCAUUUGUAUGGACGACACAUUGGGCUGAAGAGGCGGUACAGUGGUCCUCUGCUGCACUCGAUGGAGGAAGUGAGAAGAUGCCAGGCUCUUCCUCCUCUUCCACCGCCCCAACCUUAACAAGGACAAAAGGCGGCGCCCGACUAAUUCCCACCGUCUCUUCCUCCUCUUCCACCUCUGCUUCUACUUCUUCUUCAUCCUCGGCUCCAAUGCUUCCCGAAGCAACCUUUGCUCCCACAAUGGCAGUCUACGAGACCCUUCCAGGACGCAAAUGGAAGCAACGCUGUGACUAUUGUGGAACACCAUUGGGCUCUUGGAAUCAGGCAAAGAGACAAUGGAGCCUCUGGCCCUCCACCUUCUCAAGGGACUAUCUUCCUCCUCCCACUCCCACUCCCAAUCCCACCUCCACUCCCUCGACGGGCUCUAGCUCCAGCUCCUCCACUACAUCUCCACCACCAAAGGAAGGUCUUCCGCACCCCACCAUCCAGCAGGCUAUCCGACCUCUGCAUCACCAAUUCUACGGAUGGUGGCGUACAAUGGAUAUACCCGACAAGUUGCCCAAGUGGGAGGGAUAUGCCGGUGCUAGUGAGAGGGUGGAGGAGUGAGCUGAGAGAAGAGGAGAAGAGAGACGACUCGGAGAAAGAAGCAGCUUCGGACGUACAAGAAACAGGUGGGGCGGGCGCACUUCUUAAUUCAGGCUUACGCCU
Microstroma glucosiphilum is the source of this 1080-nucleotide messenger RNA. RefSeq lists its product as hypothetical. The transcript is spliced from 2 exons. Gene Ontology annotation, molecular function: carbon-sulfur lyase activity. The record is from RefSeq and is a predicted model, not a curated record. Bases 220 to 978 code for a protein of 252 amino acids. NCBI's taxonomy places the organism in Eukaryota, Fungi, Basidiomycota, Exobasidiomycetes, Microstromatales, Microstromataceae.